GUUGAACAACACCCCCCCUUGAUUUCCAGUUCCCAUUCAUUGUCUUAAGGCACUUAGCGAGCAAUUACAUUAGUAGGUCGCAGCCGUCGCCUUUUCCCACGUUGAUCUUUCCUUUCGUCAAGGAACAACAACAACAGAGAAAUCAACAUCACCGCAAAAUUGUAAUUUUGCAACCCCAAGAGUCAUCUCAAGUCACAGUCAAGAUAAUCGCGUCAGCUUUGGCCAUUUUCGCCUAUUUUUGAAUUUUUUUUGUUUUCCACCCAGAAAACAAAAUUUAAUCAAUCUGUUUGCCAUUACCGCUUGCACCUACUUCGGACUUGUCCUUACACGACUCGAAGUAUUUAAUAACUAAAAUGGCAACCAUGGCAUUGGCUACUGCUGCUCGCGAUAUCCCAAAGACCUCCCAUCCCAGCCGAGACAGCUUAACUGCUGUAGCGGCUGCUCGGAGUGUUCCUGUGACACGAACUCAUUCUCUUCCGACACCCCCCAAUUCCAUAUCACCUACGCUGCCACCCCAUGGUCUCAAGGCCCAGCUGCAGAGGGCGAGGCUUGAUACCGUCGACUCCGACCUAGACCUUCACGAGGGCACCGAUCAUAGUCCUAUCGGUUCGCCGAGUUUCGAGUCGACAGGAGCCAUCACCCCGGCGAUGCUGGCCAAAUUUCAUCUUCCAGACAUCCUUCUGAACCACGGACCCUUGGCCAUCCGCUAUAUCAUGGGAUACCUAACUACUUCGGUCCCCGGUUUUGCCGGGAUCUCUCCACCGAAGGCGCGAAGGUUAGUCGUGGCAGCGUUAGAAGGACGUGGACAAGGGCACGGUGUCUCUGAAGGUGGAGGAGUUGGUGGAGUUGGCGGUGUCGUGGAAUUCCAGAAGGUCGGAUGGGGUCGGUGGGACGCUAGGCGACGCGGUCAACCUUCUCGAGAUGCAUCUCGACAAUCCGGCGGUGAAGGUAGUGCCGGAUCAUAUCCGACUAGCAUACCAAUCUCAAAAGGUGCAGGGUGGAACGCUGACCGCUCUCGAUUGAACGCACGUGCCACUAGCAACGGCAAUUCUGCGGCCUUCUCUCACGACGACAGAGACGUUAGCAUGAUGGAGAACGAAGCCGAUAAGAUGUCUCUAGACUCAUUAGACGGCCCUGCUUCGGCUUCUUGCUCCUCGGCACCCGACAACGAAGACAUGGUCAUGAACGACGAUCCCGAAGACGCUACCGAUGACGAAGACUGGGCAGCUGUUGGAGCUGCGGCACUGCGGGCGGCCUCGUACUCCAAUCCUAUAGGGGCUCGUCAAGGAACGAAUUUCCCCUCUCGUGUAUAUAACUCUUGCGGCCAUCGAUCAUAUUCCGGAAAUAAUACCGGAAUGCUGCGGGAGCCACGUCUCGAUAACAUCGAUCUGGACGCCUUGGCUGCUUCAUCGGAUGCUCAAGAGCGUGAGGCCAUCCAGGCUCUUUUGCAACUCGGUUCUGUAUAAAUAAUUCGGCAUCGGUGGCGUUUAAUGAGUGUAGCCCGGCUCGGACGGGUAUGGUUUGGUUGGCUGUCACUGGCUGGGCUGGUUAUCGUCUUGUCAUUACUUGAUCGGGCUGAUGCGUUCGUCUCGAUCACCAUUGUUAUCAUCUGGCAUCUUCUGGUUUUGGGGGGGUUUUUUUCG
Messenger RNA from Annulohypoxylon maeteangense, 1643 nucleotides. RefSeq names its product putative Sin3 binding protein-domain-containing protein. Bases 354 to 1466 code for a protein of 370 amino acids. Lineage: Eukaryota; Fungi; Ascomycota; Sordariomycetes; Xylariales; Hypoxylaceae. Gene Ontology annotation, molecular function: sequence-specific DNA binding. Gene Ontology annotation, biological process: positive regulation of transcription from RNA polymerase II promoter by glucose. The record is from RefSeq and is a predicted model, not a curated record. Gene Ontology annotation, cellular component: nucleus. The transcript has 2 exons.